UUGUCCUCCUCCAAGUGUUUUGUUCUCGGCUCCUUUGAAAGCUUUUAGGUCAUCGCUUUCAUCACCCUUUUAUCAUCAUCACUCAUUCACUGAUUUUGGAUUGGCGGCGUGGAAAAUGACUAGUCAAGAGAUACGCAAAAGUUUGCCUGGAAUGACAAAAGUACCAUUAAUAGAUAGAAAAGAAGAUGUUUACAUUAUUAUUCUAACUUAUUUGAACCAGUUUUCUCCAACUGAGGGAAACUUGAAUGACAUACGUCCCGCUGUUUCUUUUUCUCCGCAUAUCUUCGGAGCCGGGAAGAGUUUUGUCGGUGUACACUUUUUAGAGUUUUUGAACAAAUUUGCCGAAGAAGAAGAGCAAAAGGAGACGGAGGGACGCCCUGGCCAUUUCCCUGAAAGCAACACGAGCUCAUUGGGAGGAGUUAAGGCGAAGAACUUUUUUUGGAAACACUUUGCGGAAAACACUUUGUCAGUUAUCUUAGAACUAAGAGAGAGCUUUUCUCAUGCUCCUUUUCCAAGGUUUCGAAAGGCUUUGAUGACGAAACAAUAUUUAUUUUUGAUGAUAGACGAACUUAGCCACCUGAGUGACCUCACCAAAUACUAUAGUGAACUUACCAUGAAACAAUUUAUCGAGCCCGAUGCAGAAUAUGUACCUUUCCGGAAUUUUUUCCGCUUUUUACGUGAUUUGUUGAUGACAGGGAAGGUAAUCGUCUAUUUGGCAGGCAGGACAUCUCAAAUCUCAGCCCGCAUGUCUGAUGCUCGCUCCAGUAGCAUCACCCUCGAUAUGUUGCGACUGAAUCCCUUUAACCUCAACGAUAUUAAUGAAUAUCUUGAGCUGGCAACUUAUAAUGGAAAGACCUUGAAGGACUGGAGGUAUUCCGUUGAUUGUAAAGAAUACUUUAGUAGCCCUAGCAGAGAAGAGAAAGCUGCAAACUUAUCGCAACCUGCUAUCAACGAUGACAAUAUGGAAAGUGUGUUAGAUGAUAUUUUUCACUCUGUAGUACGAAAGACAACAACGUUUAUUGUUCCGGAGAUAUUAGAUUCUGCAACCCUUCUUCGAUAUCAAUUUGUUCUUUUCAAUUAUCAGCUCGGGACAGUUUUUCCAAUCAACUUUGCAAUUACUCUAUGUGGAACGACAACUUAUUUGAUGGAUUUGGUUGCAACUUUUGGGUUUUACUCUGAAGUUUUGGGCGAAGAAUUCAAGAUUGGUUGUUGUGAAUUUAUAUUGCGAGCUCAUAGCAACUAUAAAUUUUUCCGUGAGGCUACUGAACUUUUUCCUUUAUCUCCGUUUAGUUAUAUUCCCGACACUUCAACAGCAAAAGGAGUCUUCUUUGAAUUUGUAUUUAUGAAGAUCUUUCGCUUUCGCUUAUUAACUUUUCUUCAUUCUAAUUCCUCGCAGAUUGUACAUUCUGCUAUUCCAGGAAUUUUCCAGGGUUCUUUUAUUGAACAGGACAAUGUUUCGUAUUCUAUAGAAUCAACAAAAUCUAAUGAUAUACCCAUCUUGAGAAAUGUCUCUCAUUCAUUUUCUGUCCAUUAUAGAAAAUAUUUACAACAUUGUGGUAUUUUUGUUCCAAAAGAGGGCAAUUCGAGUGGUCCUGAUGCAUAUGUUGUAUUCCAUAAUGGACAAACACGUUAUGUUGUUGGAUUUUCAUUCAAAUUUUAUCACAAAACUAAAUUGUCGAAAAAAAAUAUUAAGAAAGAAGCAGAAAAAUUUUUCAAAGGAGUUGUUUCCGUUUUGAAUGACGAAUCUUUUUCAUCUGUUCAACUUCGUUUUCAGUUUGUGGUAGUAUGUACUAGAUAUGAUCAAUCUGUAGGUUUCUCUACCGAAGAACAUAAUAUUGUUGAAGAUGCAAGUCGUUUGGUGACUCAACAUUCUUCGGGAUCAACUUUGAAUGAAAGUAGUCGAUCAUGUCUGCAAUUGGUAAUUGUUUCUCAAAGGAACCUUGAAAUAUAUUUGGGAAGAGAUAAUGUCGAAACAUUGAGGAAAAUUGGGAAAGCAAACCGAGGAGAGUUUUCUAAAAACUUUUCAGUAUGGUGUAAAACUGUCUUUGAGUCGAUGUCCAAUGAAUAUCUUUCACCUUUGGAAACGGAGCAAUCAAAUGUUACUUCAAGAGUGACUCGAAAUAUAAGACCGAGAACAAAUGAGGAGAAUAGGAUGCAAAUGGAAGAGCUUCAAACUGCUAUGCAAGUGGAAGGAGGAGACGCACGAGGCGAACAAAGUGUUGCAGCAUCGAGUUCUUUGUCUUCGCCAUUUGAUUGGAAUGUUUUUCUUCAUCGAGUGGGCUUUGAUAACAAUCGAGUUCGUGAAUAUGUUUCAAAGCUCCCGCGUCUUCCUGCUUCUGCUCUAAAAUAUAUCACUUUCGAAGACUUAAUGCAUGCAGAAAUAAGGGAGGAAGAUAUUGUGAAAAUUUUGUUCGGAUUGCAAAGAGUUUCAACAGAGCAGAGGUAAUUUUUUUCAUUAUGCAUAUUUGUGUGACAAAGUCAAAGCUUUGUUAUCAUUUAUAUUACAUAAUACGCAUACUGAUUGGAUUCCGAGACGUUUCCAACUUGUAGAAUAAACACAAUUUUGCCAAA
Molecule: messenger RNA, 2571 nt
Organism: Galdieria sulphuraria
Lineage: Eukaryota; Rhodophyta; Bangiophyceae; Galdieriales; Galdieriaceae
Product: archaeal ATPase
Exons: 4
Coding region: 116-2446 (776 amino acids)
Source: RefSeq, a predicted model, not a curated record